Molecule: messenger RNA, 1386 nt
Organism: Zophobas morio
Lineage: Eukaryota; Metazoa; Arthropoda; Insecta; Coleoptera; Tenebrionidae
Product: acyl-CoA Delta-12 desaturase-like
Exons: 5
Coding region: 219-1304 (361 amino acids)
Biological process (GO): unsaturated fatty acid biosynthetic process
Cellular component (GO): endoplasmic reticulum membrane
Molecular function (GO): stearoyl-CoA 9-desaturase activity; iron ion binding
Source: RefSeq, a predicted model, not a curated record
UUAUAUUUAAAUAAAAAAAUUGUUUGCGAUACGUAAUCGCCAAAGUGAUGAAUAUUCCAUCAAAAGACGUAAAUCUAGCUAAGGUUGGUGGAAACUAUUGUUCAGGGAAAUAUGAAUUACACAUGGAAAGGAGAGUAUAUUAAGACGUACGAAAAUAAAAUUUCAGACAUUUGCUGUUAGCGUUUGAGAAUCAGACGUAAAGAAGAAAAGUUACAAAAAUGCCACCACAGUCACGUACAGAUUACCAUCAAACCGUACAAAGUAAAUCUCAGCCUCAACUCCAACGUCAAUACAGAUGGAAAAUCGUCUGGAGAAACAUAUUCUUAUACUUACUCAUGCACGCCGGAGGUUUAUACGGAUUUUACCUAAUGUUUGGCACCACCCAAUGGAAAACAAUAUUUUACAGUUGGUUGCUACUAAUCCUGGGUCUACUUGGUACUACAGCCGGCAGCCACCGCCUUUGGGCCCAUAAAAGCUACAAAGCCACUCUACCCCUCAAAAUGAUCCUCGUCAUUUUCCAGACCUUGAGCCUCCAAAAAUACGCCUACGACUGGGCUACCGACCACCGAGUGCACCACAAGUACGUAGAUACGGACGCAGACCCCCAUAGUUCACGCCGUGGUCUCUUCUUCUCCCACGUGGGGUGGUUGUUCCUAGAACGAGAACCGGAAUUUGUGGAAAAGUACAACAAGAUGGACUUCAGUGACUUGCACGCAGACAAAGCACUAAUGUUCCAAAAGAAGUACUACUUUGUGUUUUUCGCACCAGUGGUCGGAAUUUUGUUACCAGCGGCGAUUCCGUGGCACUUCUGGGGCGAAACGUUCGAGAAUGCAUUUUUUAUAAGUACCAUGUUGAGGUACUGCUUGUGUACCAACAUCACGUUCCUUAUUAAUAGUUACGCCCAUGUUUAUGGUACCAAACCUUAUGAUAAAAAUAUUUGUCCGGUUGAAGUACCGACUCUCACUAUUCUAACUGGGGGUGAAGGGUGGCACAACUACCAUCAUACAUUCCCUUGGGAUUACAGAACGGGAGAGCUGGGGAAGUACAGAUUUAACUUAACCACGAGCUUUUUGGACUUGAUGGCAGCCAUCGGGUGGGCUUACGAUCUUAAAACUGUGUCCAAAGAAAUGGUUUUGAGAAGGGCGAAAAGAACAGGAGAUGGUAGUAGGGAGUUAGAUGAAAUAAUGGCAAAUUCUGGUCAUGGUCAUCACGACCACGACGAGCAAGUUUGGGGCUGGGGUGAUACGGAUAUGACCCAGGAUCAUCGCAGCUAUGUAGAUAUUCAUAAUCGAAAAUAUGACUAAAUUUAAGAAAAUUAGAGCAAACGAGGUGAAAGGUGAUGGGCGCGAUGCAAGAAGUCUCCGAUUAACACGAAUUUUAAGUUAU